Micropterus salmoides (largemouth bass) is the source of this 5717-nucleotide messenger RNA. It is a transcript of the gene spryd3, whose product is annotated as SPRY domain containing 3. Gene Ontology annotation, molecular function: protein binding. Bases 150 to 1406 code for a protein of 418 amino acids. NCBI's taxonomy places the organism in Eukaryota, Metazoa, Chordata, Actinopteri, Centrarchiformes, Centrarchidae. The record is from RefSeq and is a predicted model, not a curated record. The transcript has 11 exons.
CUCAAAACGCGAUACGAUUGGCUGCUUCAGUAACGAGGGUGUGAUGUCACUGGAAAGCGCCGAACUCUACUUUCCAAAGUUUUAAUUGGAGCUAUGGACAGCUGAUGGACAAAAGUGAGUUUCUGUCUUAGUGGCCACAUAGAUAACAGAUGGAUGACAUCAACGUACUACAGCACAGAUGUCUCCUGAAUUUGAGGCGUCGAAUCAGAGAUAUUGGGGAUGGGCGCCCAGCUCAGGAACGAUAUAUGAGAUUGCAGAAGGAUGGAGACAGACUCAGUUACCAAGGGAACUCUGAAGAGGUGGGUUGCUAUGUGGCUGGCCAUCCUUUAUCAAAGGGAAAUUGCUACUUUGAGGUGACAAUAGUGGACACAGGAGUGAGGGGGACCAUAGCUGUGGGCCUGGUGCCUAAAUUCUACAGGCUGGACCACCAGCCUGGCUGGCUGCCAUACUCUGUAGCUUACCACGCUGACAACGGCAAGUUAUACAAUGGCAACCCUGUGGGACAGCAGUUUGGACCAAAGUGUGCUCGUGGUGACCGCAUUGGCUGUGGAAUACACUCAGAAAAUAUUGAAGCAGGCUUUACAGCAGUCUUUUUUACCAAAAAUGGCAAAGAGGUUGGUUCAGUGGAGGUUCCCGUCUCGGCAGAGGGGCUGUUCCCCGCCGUGGGAAUGCACUCAAUGGGGGAGGAGGUGAAGGUUGACCUGCAGGCUGAGUGGUUCCUGGAAGAAGAUGAUAGUAUGAUGAUGGUGGACAGCCAUGAAGAUGACUGGGGACGGCUUUACGAUGUCAGAGUAAGCGGCACGCUAUUGGAGUAUGUUGGCAAAGGAAAGAGCAUCAUGGACGUGGGUUUGGCACAGGCCCGCCAGCCGCUCACCACCCGCUGCCACUACUAUGAAUUGGAGAUCGUUGAUUCAGGGGAAAAGUGCUACAUUGCUCUGGGCUUGGCAAGAAGGGACUACCCUAGGAACAGACACCCGGGAUGGAGCCGAGGGUCAGUGGCGUAUCAUGCAGAUGAUGGCAAGAUCUUUCACGGCAGCGGCGUUGGAGACGCUUUUGGUCCUCGCUGCUUCAAAGGUGACAUCAUGGGCUGUGGCAUCAUGUUUCCACGAGACUACAUCCUGGAUGGAGACGGUGACACGGACGAGUGGGAUCGGCUGGAGGUCCGCUCUAGUAACGCAGGCGUUCAGAACGUUCUGUACCUCAACGACGAAGAGGAGGAAGAGGAAGAUGGGGAACAGGUAGAGCAGGGACAGGAGGGCAGGAAGGUCACGGUGUUCUUCACAAGGAAUGGGAAGCUGAUGGGCCGGAGGGAGGUGGUGGUUCCUCCUGGGGGCCUCUACCCCACCGUGGGGAUGCUGAGCAGCGGAGAGAAGGUCAAGGUGGAUUUGCAUCCCCUCAGCGGAUGAGCUGAGAGCGUGAGCUGGACAAAUGACGCCCUGCAAACAGCUGGCUGCACUGUAGAGCUCACCCACAGUAGCCUAGCAUGCUGCUAACACUCGCCAGAACACGCUCAGUUCAGCCGCACACAUGCACGUCACCUGUCGUCUUCCUCGACACUGCCUCGGCUUUAAUUUAUAAGACUUGUAAAUUUCACAGUCCUCACAGAAACACAACCAGAUUGUGGCUGUGAAGUAGCAGAGUGAGAAGGUCCUACCUGGGCUGUGUAGGGUUACAGCAUGCAAAGCACAGGAGUAGACAGCUGCACCUCGAGGCUAAACGCUCCUGGAAGAUAUUUAACUGGUAAUUCUAUGCAAUCUGUACUGCUACCACCAUCUCACACCUAAACUCCCUCUCCAUGCAGUGUGUUUCUGAAACACUGGGCUGUAAAAUCCCUCUCAUGAGGUCUGGCACAGUUGGUUUAUUUCAUUUGUCACAACCCCAAGCAAAGCAGAGCAAGGCCAACAGUUGUGCCAAGUCAGAGCUCGUUGGCCGCUUAUGUUUCACGGAAUACACCAUCUCUCUCUCUCUCUCUCUCUUCUAGUCUUUCACACACUCUUUCCCAACCUCCCUCUGCUGCUCCUCUCUCUCUCUCUGGGUGAGGCUGCCCUCCUGUGAGUGAUCAGGGACCUGCUGUUGACCCACCUCGCUCGCUGCACUCCCGGAGCUGGCUGGAAGUGAACAGUGGAUCUGUUUCCACACUCAUUUUGUGUGAGGUUAUUGUUGAGGGUUGUUAUGUGUUUUGGUCAUCACAACCUCACAUAAGAUGCUGUUACUGAGCAGCGUCUUUCCUAAGAGUGGAUGAAUCGAUUUCUGAGUGUUUGAUAGUUUCAUGUUGGAGCCAGAGUACAAAUAAAAACGCGUCAGGUAUAUUUUCUACAAUCGAUGUGGUAAAUACACAUUUAAAUUCAUCUUCUACAUCAAAAGUUCAGGGAAUGUGUUUUGUUUUUGCACUUUGAGAAACUGAGACCUUUGGGGCAGACAUGCAUACAGUAGGUGGUCAAAAUAAAAGAAACACCUUCCAGGAUAGUGUGAUGCAACACCACAAUCCACAGCCAUAAGAAUAACCAUAGAGUUAAAUAAAAACCACUCAAAUGUAACUUUGCAAACCUCACACAGAAGUACAAUAUGCAGGUAUAUUGUAUUCAUAGUUAUCAGCCACGUGACGUACGCGGAGACCUGGAGGCCAAAACAACAGACCAAGAUAGGAGCUCACACUGGACUCCCUCGUAGAGAUACCGCAAAGGCAGUUUUAUUAAAGCAAAUUUUAUUUAGAUCACCUCUCAACUCAAGAAAAAGAUAAAUAUGGACACAAACUGCAAGUGUUGGGCACUUGCAAUCCAUAUACACCACCCGCUGCCGUAUUUCCGCCAUUAAAAACCGCCAGGCCCCCUGCCAGCGCUCGACUGUGGUAAUGUUUUACGUUUACCUUGUAGGGAUUCCCUCACCUAACGCAGCUCAGGCUUGUCUCCUCGUCAACGUUUUUUUGCCCUCCAAGGGAGCGUUUUCCGUGGAAUGUGACGUCACGUGAAAACCUAACCCAUCAUGCUGUUAUGUGUUACUCUGUGUUUUAACAUUUUGUUCUGCUUUUGUACAGGUUUCACUCACUGUGCAUGUUUGCCCUCAAUACGAAAGAUUAUUUCCCAUCUUCAUUUCCUUUUAAACCAGAAAGUUCAAAUGAUGAUGUGACAUUUUGCAAGUAAUUUAAAAGAGAAUGGAAACAAUUCUGCUCGAAUAAAUUUCUUGCUGUUGUACUGAUAACUUGAUAGGUGAGAAUUUAGGAUUAGAAUUUGCUGCUGGGUGUUUUUUUAAGAUAAAGACAAUGAUGUUUUGGUUGCUGCAUGUUUAAAAAAAAGUCCAAGAAAAAUACUUGGAUCACAAAGCCGGAUUAGUCUGUUGGCUGUCUAUCGUUGGGCUCGACUCAUCACAAAGCCGACUUUUAACCAGGCUAGAUCACCGUUGGUAACCUGUGCCGAAAUGGAGCAUAACCAGAUCAAAACUACUGGCCAAUCAAAUCACUGAAGUUAGUGAGUCGUCAUUCCUACGGUGUACAAAAGUGCUGUAGUUUACAAGUAACAGAGAAAUCUUUUUAAAAUUAACAAAAAUUGCGUUGCCUUGAUAACUUUACCUUGGGCUGCAACUAACUAUUAUUUUCAUAUUAAACAUUAAUCCGCUGGUUAUUUUCUUAAUUGAUUAAGCAUUCGGUCUGUAACAUGUCAGAAGAUUUGGAACAUUAUGUUACAAUUUCCUAAAACCCAAGUUGAUGUCUUCAAAUUGCUUGUUUUAUCCGAUCAAUAGGCUAUAGGUUAACACAAUAAUGAACAAUUUACUGUAACAUAAGACAAAGAAACUGGAAAACUGGAACCUGGGAAUAUUUUGUCCUUAUGCUUUUAAGAUGACUGAAACGAUAAAUCAAUUAUAAAAUAGCUGACCAAACAUUUCUUUCUUUCCAUGAACCAAUCAAUUAAUCCACUAAGCAUUUCAGCUCUCUAUAAUGAAUGGUAAUUAUAUCUGCAUUUUAAUUGCACACCCUGUUAAUUAACUCAGUAAAUUAUAAUCCUAUCAUUAUCAUAGUCGGAGUCGGCUGCUGAUCACAGAGUUGGCGGUUUGAUCCCCAAUUUCCUUGAGUUCGCUGCCAUUGAUGUGAGAGUAUGUGUGAAUCAGAUUGAAAUUGUUAAGCGCCUUGGAGAAAACCAUUAUAUAAAUUACCUUUUUUUUAAUGGUAUUUCUCAUCUCUGCUUUGGCAGCAGUCUACUUUUAACUCUUUAUAUGGACCAAAAAAUGUCACUAAUAAAAAAAAAAAAAUUAUACUCGCUUUUUAAUUUACAGGCUCUGUACUUUAACAAACUCCUGCUAGAGAAUUAAUCCGAUCAACUCCAAAUUUGUGCAGUGCAAUCUGAAGACCUUUGCGAUUCUAAAUUGCGAAGUGUUUUCGGAUUCGUCAAACGGUGUUGCCGUAGCGAAGCAGUGAAUUUCGACGUUCCAAAAUAAGCAAGCAUGCAAACAGAUUCAAUGUUACAAGUAUCAAGCUACUGUUUCACCUUCCGCAUUUCAUUUUUACAAACCUAACCAUCAAUCGAGUAAUGGAGAAAAUAAUCAGCAGGUGAAUCAUUAAUUAAAAUAAUAGUUGCACUCAAAAUAUUUCAAAAUGAGCUCCACCAAUACCAACAGUAAAAUCCUGCUUUUACAUUAAUGCCUGAAGAAUAAUCUAAUGAUAUAUAAUACUAACAGUCACAGGGACAUUUACAGCUUGUAAUACUUUAAAUACAUUUCCUGGUUAUACUUACAAACUUACUUUUAAUGGUAUAUUUUUACAGUGUGGUAUUAGUACUUUUACUUCAGUAAAGUAUCUAAAUACUUGCUUCACCAUUGUUAAAUACCAUUUAUACAGAACUCAGUGAAGACCGUUAAGACAGACAGACUAAGUUGAGCUUUCUUUGUGAUACAGACCCCAGAACUAAAACAAUCUGCACAGGUGAAUGAGAAAUACUGUUUGUCAUGUCGCGUCAUAGUGGGAGCUGGUUUCCACACAAAUAAUUCAGAAUGAUGAUUUUGUUUUCCGUCUGUUUGAUUAAAGGGAAUGACGAUAUCAAUGCUAUUAUACUGUAUCAGCUAAAUGGUUAACCAGCCUCUUCAUCUCAUCAAAUUGCAACUUUCCACAUGUAUAUUUGUCCAUUACAACAUCAGCGGCCCUGUAACGUAAUCUAUACAUUCAUCUGCACCUUCCCGUGAGGUGCACACGGCAGGCUCAUCAUUCGCACACUAGGAUGCUGCAGACAGUAAUGCUAGAAAUAUAAAGUGAUGUAAAAUUACUACCCAGGGUUAAAUAUUAAAUCACAUCUGCUGGAGAUUGUAUGUUUGUUUUUAGCUGUUGUCAUGCAUUUGUUUUUAGAGCCAUUGGUGUAAAAAAAAAAAAAAAACAUUCGGUCUUGUAUUUCCUGUCCUGCAGGGCUGGAUAGAGACUUUAAGUUCAGGUUGUCACAGACUGAACUGUAAAAACUUAUAUGCUAGAUGGUGCAAAGAUAUUAAUGAGACACUGAUGUGGACAUUUCAGGCCGCAUCUAAGUUCAGGGUAUUAAAAUCACUUGUAUUAAAGUUUACAGAAAGUUUCACGGUUCAACCAAAUUAGAGCUAAAUCUGAUUUCAAAUGUUUUGUAGUGUCUCCAACUUUACUCACUAAAGGACUCCUGUGAUAAUUCCUCGCCUUGAUGAUUUGCACUAUAAUGGCCUUGUUCAGUACAUGUAUGAUCAUCAAUAAAGGUUUCAGUAAUGUAAAAAAA